Molecule: messenger RNA, 814 nt
Organism: Sphaerodactylus townsendi
Lineage: Eukaryota; Metazoa; Chordata; Lepidosauria; Squamata; Sphaerodactylidae
Gene: IGSF6
Product: immunoglobulin superfamily member 6
Exons: 6
Coding region: 16-708 (230 amino acids)
Source: RefSeq, a predicted model, not a curated record
GGUCUUUGGGAGAUAAUGGCAACAGAGAAACAGCAAGCGUUCAUUCUGGUAAUGAAGUUCACCUGGCUAUUAUGCCGUUCUGGAGCCGCCACAUCGGUCACGCCUUGCGAGGUCACGGUAACUCAGCCUCGAUCCCUGGAAGCUUAUACCGCAUCACAAAACGUGAGGAUAUGGUGUUCUUUUUCCACCAAAGAAUGCCCAGGCGCUUCCCCUACGAUCCUCUGGUUCCGGUAUCUGGCCAACACCCACGAAAACCUGUGCGUGCCUGACUGUGCGCAGGGCAAGAAGUUCAACGUCACCCACGUUGUGUCUGACAAGAAGACUUUCCUCUACAUCUACAAUGUCAGCGUGGAGGACAGCGCCAUUUACUACUGUGGGGUUGCGUUUGCAGAUUCGGCCGCCCGCCAUUCCAAGCAAACCGGGGAAGGAACUGCAUUAACGAUAACAGACCGUGACAAAGGAGCCUAUGUUAUGGCGGUCAUUUUGGUCUUGCUGUUCCUCUACGUCGUGGCUGGACUCACGACUUUUACAGUCUACUCCAAGCCCAGAACCAAAAAAACAGGGGGAGGAGGCCACAGCAGAGGAAUCAAGGGAAGCAAGCAAGCAAUUUCCCAAGCUAUUGCUCAGGAACUGGGCAAAAAGAAACAGAAACUGAAACGUUGCCCUAAGCGGAGUUUGGGAAAGGAGACUGUCGACCGGAACAAGUAAAUCACCGCAGUGAAUCUGCUAAGCCCCGGGAACAAAAUGCACUCCCAACGCAACUCGGGUUUCUAAACGAUUGCCAGGAUCUGGGAUUACAUAAAAUAAAUCUUAC